Clarias gariepinus (North African catfish) is the source of this 1428-nucleotide messenger RNA. RefSeq names its product relaxin family peptide receptor 3.2a (gene rxfp3.2a). NCBI's taxonomy places the organism in Eukaryota, Metazoa, Chordata, Actinopteri, Siluriformes, Clariidae. Gene Ontology annotation, cellular component: membrane. Gene Ontology annotation, molecular function: G protein-coupled receptor activity. Gene Ontology annotation, biological process: immune response; G protein-coupled receptor signaling pathway. The coding region runs from base 217 to 1428 and encodes 403 amino acids. The transcript has a single exon. The record is from RefSeq and is a predicted model, not a curated record.
AAGGCGUUCGUUUAACAGCAACAACAACGAGCAGACUCAGAUCUAAUCUAAGGAAAUAUAUUUUUUAAAAGCAAAUAUGGACAAAAUGGAAACUUCUAUGUGGCUUAUUAUCUUCUAUAACUACUAAUCAUUUUCCAUUAUCAAGACUUCUAAAUCAGCAUGCUUGUCUCUGUGAUUAUCACUUGAAGCUUGUAAGUUGUAACUGUGAAGACAGACAUGCAGCACAACAGCAGCAGUACUUCCUCACUGUCUGGUUUGGGACUCUGUGGGCUCGGAGCAGAGGAAGGUGAAGACCUGUGGAACAGGAGCACGGGGAUUCAACGCAACCUCUCUCUCCGCUGCUGGCUCCAGCUGUUGUCCAAAGAAGCCAUGCCAGAGCUGCACGGUGACACCUCGAGUGUGGCUCUGCGCGUAGUCAUCGCUCUCGUCUACUUGGUGGUGUGUGCUCUCGGGCUGGUGGGCAACAUUUUGGCGCUGUAUCUGCUCAAAUCUCGGCACCGGCUCAAGCAAUCAUCUAUAAACUGUUUCGUCAUGAGCUUGGCUAUAACAGACCUGCAAUUUGUACUGACUCUUCCCUUCUGGGCCGUGGACACGGCCAUGGACUUUCGCUGGCCGUUUGGAAAGGUCAUGUGCAAGAUCAUCAGCUCAGUCACCACUAUGAACAUGUAUGCCAGCGUCUUCUUCCUGACUGCUAUGAGUGUGGCCCGUUACUGCUCCCUGGCCUCGUCUUUGCGCAUGCACAGCCCCAAGAUGGCAUUGGCUGAGGUGAAAUGGGCAAGCAUGGUCAUCUGGCUCGUGUCUCUGCUGGCAACGCUCCCUCAUGCUGUCUAUUCGACCACAGCACAUGUGUCAGAUGAUGAACUUUGCCUUGUACGCUUCUCAGAUGUGGGAAACUGGGAUCCACAGCUUUUGCUGGGUCUCUAUCAGACACAAAAAGUGCUCCUGGGUUUUGUCAUUCCAUUGAUUAUUAUUUGUGUAUGCUACCUGCUUCUGCUGCGCUUUGUGUUGCAAAGAAAAGUUAGCGGGAUCCCCGGCUCGGACAGUGAACGGUGUAGGCACAAGCGCCGUUCCAAAGUCACCAGGUCCGUCACCAUUGUGGUCCUGUCAUUCUUCCUGUGCUGGCUGCCCAACCAGGCGCUUACACUUUGGGGUGUCCUAAUCAAAUUCGACUUGGUGCCAUUUAGCAAGGCCUUCUAUAAUGCCCAGGCCUACGCUUUCCCCAUUACUGUAUGUCUCGCACAUACCAACAGCUGUCUUAAUCCAGUGCUUUACUGCCUCAUCCGCCAGGAGUAUCGUGCAAGUCUCAAGAAACUGCUGCUGAGAGCCUCACCAUCCUUACGCAACCUGACCAAUAUGCUGCGCAGGAAUAAAAAGGUCGCCCAUGCUCCACCUGGCUUGGCUGUUGUAGAGAUGGAUGCUGGGCUGUGA